Messenger RNA from Vigna radiata var. radiata (mung bean), 483 nucleotides. RefSeq names its product transcription factor TGA2.3-like. Gene Ontology annotation, molecular function: sequence-specific DNA binding. Lineage: Eukaryota; Viridiplantae; Streptophyta; Magnoliopsida; Fabales; Fabaceae. Gene Ontology annotation, biological process: DNA-templated transcription. Bases 1 to 483 code for a protein of 160 amino acids. The record is from RefSeq and is a predicted model, not a curated record. The transcript has a single exon.
AUGCCCGAGGAGAAUGUUCAGAAAUCGUUCGAGGCGUUCUACGAGGAAUGGCUUGCGCGGCACGAAAAUUUCCUUCAGCAGCUUCUGAGCGUCGAGCCCAAUGAUAACGAUGCAGAACAGAGGAUGCUGAUCGAGCAAGUUAUGUGUCAUUACCAGAAAUUUUUGGAAGAGAAAUCGAACGUGGCCAACGGCGACGUUUUCCUUCUCUUUUCCCCGCCCUGGCUUUCCGCCUACGAGAGAUUGCUGCUCUGGAUUGGGGACUACAAGCCCUCACUCAUUCUCCGUCUCGCCGACGGCAAUGUCACAGGCUUAACGGCGGAGCAGAGGGAGAAAAUGGAGCGAGUCAGCGACGAGAUCAAGCGAGCUGAGAGAGAGGUUUCCGAGGCAAUGGCUUCCAUUCAAGAGAGCAUGGCGAGUCCGCGCAUGCUGGCGCUCGUCAGAGUGGUUGACGGCGAGAAAACGGAGCAGCAAGCGGCACUUUAG